GUUUAUUGUUAAGGGUGCCAUUUUCCCGUAAGGUUUUCUGGAGAAGUGUUUUGGGUACAUGUAUUCUUUCACGAGCAUAAGACAUUGCCUGAGUUCGUGGAGGCUUGCAAUAUCAUUCUAUUCAUACUACCAAUUGACGGGCCGGUGCGGCUAUCUCAUACUCAGUGUGAGACUUAAAUUCUUAGCGGAGCUUUCUCUAUGUCUGGCGCAUCUCAACAUUGUUGGGUCGUGGCUUUGAGAAAUAUCGUAGAUAUUAAUAAAAGGGCUGAUUUAAUAUUUCUGGUUGACGCAAAUAUUAGUUGAUGCUCUGGCAAUUCGUGGAAUGGUGUUGCUCUAUGUGUGAAGCUUGAUGUUGAAAGAAGACUGCUGCCGAGUUGUUUUGCUGAAGCGCCUCCCAACGCUGAAGCAAAUUAUAUCUUGAAACUGGUGUCCGGAAUAUCACUACGGGAGACUUUGCCUUGCAGACCAAUCAUUAACUGUGCUUGAUCAUUCUUUUCCCUUGUCGUGGAUGCGAGCUGCUCAGAAUUUCUGCGAGCUGAUUAUAUAUUGAUGAUUGUGUGUAUUGGCUGCUGUAUCGAUUAAGGGGUUGGUCCGAUGGUGAAAGCUUCAUCAAUCUGGAGCAGAUUGGAUGUGUUGCUAAUUGCUAUAGCAGCAAUUCACGUGUUCUUGGCUCCAUACACGAAGGUUGAAGAGAGCUUCAAUGUGCAGGCAAUGCACGAUAUCUUAUAUCAUCAUCGACACCUAGAAAAGUAUGAUCACUUUGAAUAUCCAGGAGUUGUCCCGCGCACUUUUAUAGGUGCUUUUGCUGUAUCUCUUUUGGCAUCACCAUUUGUAGCAGUCAUCAAAGCUUCCAAAUUACCAAAAUUGUAUGGCCUCUUAAUUGUUCGUCUUGUAUUGGGGAGCAUCGUUCUCGCAUCUUUGCAUCAUUUCCGCAUGCAGGUUAGGAGGAAAUUUGGUGAACAAAUAUCUUGUUUCUUUGCAAUAAUGACUGCAUUGCAGUUUCAUCUUUUAUUUUACUGCACACGACCACUUCCAAAUAUUUUCUCUCUGGCUAUAGUGAUCAUGGCGUAUGCUUUCUGGAUAAAUGGACAACAGUUUGCAACAUUGAACUGCCUGGUUUUUGCUACCAUUGUGUUCCGAUGUGACACGGUAUUGCUUUUAGGUCCAAUUGGUUUACAACUUCUGUUGACUAGACAGAUUACAUUAUGGGACGCCAUACGGUGCUGUGCAGUGACAUCUCUUUUGAGCAUAGGAUUUACAGUCUUUGUUGACUCGAUUAUGUGGAAAAGGUUUUUAUGGCCUGAAAUGGAGGUUUUAUGGUUUAAUUCUGUCUUGAAUCGCAGCUCUGAAUGGGGUGUGUUUCCUGUUCAUUGGUAUUUUACUUCAGCACUUCCAAGAUCAUUGUUGGUGGCUUUCCCACUGUGCUUUGUAGGCAUAAUAUUUGAAAGAAGGAUGCAACAGUAUGUACUACCCAUCUUGGCUUUUAUUGUACUUUACUCGAAACUUCCACACAAGGAGCUCCGAUUCAUUAUAUCUGCUAUUCCCAUGCUCAAUCUUUCAGCAGCAGUUGCAGCUACACGAAUUUGGAAUAAUAGGAGGAAAAGCUUUUGGAAGUGGGCAUAUAUUGCCAUGAUUGGCUCUCUCUUAGCAAGUUUAGGAUUCUCUAUUACAAUGAGUGUUGCUUCUUAUGCAAACUAUCCAGCUGGGUAUGCGUUAAAUGCUCUGCAUAAUAAAGAUUUACACCCUAACACAUCUUAUACCCGUGUGGUUCACAUUGAUACAUAUGCGGCAAUGAAUGGAAUUUCUCGGUUCUGUGAAAAGGAAUUUCCUUGGAGAUAUUCCAAGGAAGAGGAUCUUUCUUUUGAAGAAAUUAUUGGUAGAAAUUUUACAUAUCUCAUCACUGAACAUCAAAGAAUACCUAGCUUUCAAUGUUUACUGGCUAUUUCUGGAUUUAGUAGGCCAACUAUUCAACUCUCUUUUCCACCUGUAGUACUGAUAACUCAGCCCAAAGUGUUUGUCCAUGGCAAUAUACACAGUAAAGUGGUUAAGGAGAUGAAAUGGCUAGGUUGCCCCUCACAAAGAAGAUUGUGAACGCAUUUGACAGGAAAUAAACAUAUUCAGACAUGACAAUUUUUUCGUUGACUUGGUUUUUCAAAUGUGGAGCGUUCAUGUCAAGGAAUCUUCAUCAAAGACAACAGAGAUAUUUAAGGUGGAUAAUAACCAUUGAAUAAUGUCCAUGAUAACAAUGAAUCAUUGCAAAACGAUUUUGAGAUAUUGCCGAUUAAAACCAGCAUAUAUGAAUCCAGUUAAUGUCAUUGAAUGUUGUAUUUUUACUUUUAGCAUUGGCUGGGGAAAUAUGAGAGACCUCUAAAGGUGACAUACUAAAUUUUUUUCAGCAAAAUGAAAUCUGCCUUCGUACAUGAGCAUAGCAAUAAUGUCUCAAAGCAAAAAGGCAAUACUUUUGAUGUUAGUACGAAAAGGGUAUCUAUAAUAAUUAUAAACAAAUUGCCAGACCAUGGUUUUGCCCUGGCAUUGGCUGA
Cryptomeria japonica (Japanese cedar) is the source of this 2540-nucleotide messenger RNA. Its product is annotated as dol-P-Man:Man(7)GlcNAc(2)-PP-Dol alpha-1,6-mannosyltransferase. Gene Ontology annotation, biological process: protein N-linked glycosylation. Gene Ontology annotation, cellular component: endoplasmic reticulum membrane. The record is from RefSeq and is a predicted model, not a curated record. Gene Ontology annotation, molecular function: alpha-1,6-mannosyltransferase activity. NCBI's taxonomy places the organism in Eukaryota, Viridiplantae, Streptophyta, Pinopsida, Cupressales, Cupressaceae. Bases 595 to 2091 code for a protein of 498 amino acids. The transcript is spliced from 21 exons.